This is a messenger RNA of Liolophura sinensis, 1529 nucleotides long. RefSeq lists its product as uncharacterized. The record is from RefSeq and is a predicted model, not a curated record. NCBI's taxonomy places the organism in Eukaryota, Metazoa, Mollusca, Polyplacophora, Chitonida, Chitonidae. The transcript has 11 exons. Bases 39 to 1445 code for a protein of 468 amino acids.
ACAAUAUAUUGAGUUAAACAGCUGGAUAACGGACAGAAAUGGCGCCAGGAAUGUUGGACCGCCUGUACCUUGUCAGAGUUUUGACCAUCCUCGUGUUAGCACAUCUGGCGGGAGGUGAAGAUGUCUGUCAUGAUCUAGGUGAGAGCUGUAUGUUCAUGCCAUUGUCCGAGGUCACAUGGGAGUCGGCCACAAAAAUGUGCGAACUACUUCACCCCAAAGCGAGGUUGCUUAGCAUUGACUCGGCGGCCAAACAGAAAAAGAUCUCCGUAACACUGCAGCGACUUAACGUAACCGAUAAAUCUUUCUGGGUGGGUGGAAGGCAAGAAGCUACCCACUGGCACUGGGUUGUAGAUAAAUCCCCUCUUACAUGCUAUAUGGGCUCCUGUUCAAUUGUCAGGGACAAAAAAGAGUGGAGCGACAGUUCGAUAUAUAGGAACUCUGCGGCAGCUUGCAGUCAAACCUGUAGAGCCAAAGGCUUCACAAAGGCAUAUUUGCAGGAAAGGACGUGUAUCUGUGGUAAUGAUUUGUGCGGUACCGUUGUAUCAAAGAAUGGAAGACAGAAAACCUGCCCCGGGGAUCCUCAAGAUAGUUGUGGGAACAAAUCAUCACAUCUCUACAGCGUUUACACUGUUUCCGACUUCAGGUGGACAACAGGUGGGCUAUCAUUGGUGACGAAGGACAUUGAGCCAGGAAGGGCCUGUGCUACAGUAGUCAAUGAUGCAUUUGAUAGAAGGAUUCGACUAACUGACAAAUUGUGUGAUGGCAAACAAAAAGCCAUCUGCCAGUAUGAAUCAAAUGUAUCCUGUGAUCGAGGUCUAUCCAGAGAUCUCUGCCUAUGGAUCAUCAAUACUCCAUCAACAUGGUUUGAGGCUCGCGCGACAUGCCGCGAGGGCCGUGGAGACUUAGCUGUCUUAAAGGGAGAAAACUCUGUGAAUGUUUCAGCUCUAGAAUUGUGGAGACAUUAUUGGAUUGGUCUGUGGAGACUCAGCGAGACGUGGACUUCCGGUGAGGACAUUACUUUCCGCCCAAAUCCAAUAAGUGUGGGUUGUUUGUUGAUAACGACAGGCACCAAAGACCUGAUUUGGACGGGGGCAGACUGCCUCCUACAGAAGGAAUACAUCUGUGAGAAAAAGAAAAGUGAAGAUGAUGGCGAAGAAUCAACGACAGAUAUAAGCAGACGCACAGGGUUUAAUUGUCCACUAAAUCCCUCGACAAAAGGACCAUUACAUGAGAGUACAUCAGAAGACGGUGUUACUGAGACUACCUCAAAAGACCACACUCGGGAAACUGAUACAUCACCAAUAAUUAAAGGUAUUGUGGCAGUUUGUCCCGUUGUUAUCAUCACCCUUCUAGGUGUCUGUAUGUACAUGUACAGGUCACGCUGUCGGACACAUCGAAAUGGACAAAACGCAGAAGAGAUGGUUCAAUACACGGCAGUUACAUGAGUCAUCAUCACAUGGUCUACAAGUCAUUUUUCGCCAUUCAUAUAUACAAGGCAUCCUUGCUGGCAUCUGGAAGGCCCUUAUGUA